UUAUAAAAGAACAAUGAAAUUAUUACAAAAUUACAACGAUAACUAUGACAGCUGAACCUCGGUCUUCUGUUGCUGCAUGGAAACGUUGUAACUUAUGUGUUGAUGUUACAUUUAAAACCCCUCAAGAAUUCCGAUUACAUUUGCGAAAAAAUCAUUGCAAAAAGGAAGGAGGUUCUUAUGUAUGUUGUUAUGGAAAAAAUAAUAUAUGUGGGUCAUUGCCACUUGAAGGUGUUAAUGAUCAGGAUUAUGAAUUUCAUGUAGUGAAACAUCAUGUAUUAACUUUUACAGUUGAAGAUGAACAUUCCCAAGAAGAAUUUGUGGAAAAUCUUCGCCAAAAAUAUGCUCACAUAUUUACUGCCAGCCAGCCAAAUUCCCAACCAAAUGUUGUCGUCGACAAGUAUCAGUGGACAAUUUAUAACAGUUCUCAAAAUUUACCAGCAGUCCUAAAUGAUCCACGUAGGACAAAACGGGAGUAUGAUCUUUUUACAAAAACUUGGGGUGAUAGUUUUGUGGAGUCUGCGAGUUUUCCACCUACAUAUUUACCAGAAAUUUCUGCCUUGCAUUUCGAAACAUAUAUAAAACAUGUAAGGAAGGGCAUCCGAAGAAAUUCUAAAAAAUCUCUAAAGGAGCAACCUCAUGAGAAAAGGCAACAAUCUAGCUCUGCUGUAGAAAAAUCAAGUUCUAAAUGUUCAGACAUUGAAGAAAUACCCAAAAUAUUUUUGCAAUCAGAUUUUAAUUUAGAAGAUCCCGAAACUUUCAAUGCUGUUAUACCCUGGUCACAGUUAUAUAACCAAGGAGGACAUGACAGUUCUGUGCAAAAAAAUUCUGUCAAGCUCUUACAAGAAAAGAUGAGCCAUUAUUUAGAUAUUGCAGAAGUUCAUAUUGCAAAGCAAAUUUCAAUGAGAUCUGAAGCAUUUUUUCAUGCAAUGACAUCCCAUGAUGCGUUAAUGGACCAGCUAACCGAUGUCAUAAAAUGCGUAUGUGAAUUAAGGUCAGUUU
This is a messenger RNA of Stegodyphus dumicola, 999 nucleotides long. RefSeq names its product VPS54 subunit of GARP complex scat (gene scat). The record is from RefSeq and is a predicted model, not a curated record. Lineage: Eukaryota; Metazoa; Arthropoda; Arachnida; Araneae; Eresidae. Gene Ontology annotation, biological process: Golgi to vacuole transport; retrograde transport, endosome to Golgi. Gene Ontology annotation, molecular function: syntaxin binding. Gene Ontology annotation, cellular component: GARP complex.